CCACCCGAUCCCGUCCCACCACCACUAUGGCUCAUGGACGCCGAGGCAGAGGCUCUCAUCGAGGCGCAACCCGCGCCGGGAGAGGCAACCUGCGCAGUUCUUUCGUCCCGCAGUCAAGGAACCUUGACGCCCACCAUGCUUCGCCUUUUUCCCUUCGCGAUGAAGCUCGUAACACUGAGUCUCGUCACCGCAUGUGGUCCUCCGAUGUAAAACUACGCAAUGCUCCUGUUGCUUUUGUCAGUGCGGGCAAUAUGGCUGGCACCAAGCCUGAAGAGCAGUCAUCGCCACCUUCUGGGGAUGAGCAUUUGUCUGAAGCAAUCUCGCAAUCAGAAGAUGCAAUGGCCAAGAUGAAUCUUCAGUCCGCUGUCGCUGACCCACCCAUGGAUCCAGCGGAAAGAGAGCCAAUCAAUGUCCCCGAGAAACUUAUCUCAGAAACCACGCCCAUUACAGCUGAUAGUCCGCCUGCAAUGCUUUUCUUUGAAGACACCGCUGGUUCCAAAGCAUCUGUCGAUACUGGUCUGCCGCCACCCACACUUCGUAGUACUUCUCCGACCCCUUCGGAUUCAAGCGAAGAGGUUGUCCUAUUUCGAGGUCGUAACGCCGUGAAGACCGUAACGGAAUCACUUCCAUUGUCACACACAAACAGUCAUCGGGGAACUUUGUCCGCAAACAAGCCUCGAGAGAGCAAGAAACAGGCACCGGAGGCCAAGCGUGCGGGAGCUGGAACAGGCUUUAAACGCCCCAAUACUGCUCACUCCACAUCGAUAGUUCUGCAUCCAACUCGUAAUCCAAACUCAAACACGAGCCAUGGGCUUAAGCGUGCCUAUGGGGGACGCAGCUCAAAACCCAAUGAUGAGGCAAUUGCGGAUUACUUGGAGAACAUAAGAGCUCAAGAAGAGGAAGAGGAUGGUGGAGAAGCUCUGUACGAUCCCUCUAUCUUGACUCAAAGAGCACUUGGGCUUUCGGACAGUGACGAAUGGGUGGAUGAGGUCCCUCAGCAGAAACCGCUCGGAAAUCAGGUUGAGAACCCGUACAAAACCGACUGGGAACCUGGACAACUUGAGGACUUUGACGGAAUCAGUACUUCUUCUAAAAUGACUGGCGUGGUCAAUCGUAUUUUGCGGAAGAGGGACCGGCAAAAUGUCACACAAUAUCUUGUCGUUUUCGAAAACACAGAUGAGGACGAGGCUCGCUGGCUUCCCAUCACUCGUCUAACUCAAGAGCGUGAGCAAAAACUGGUUGCGGAUUUUGAAGAAACAAUUGCGAACCUCAUUCUGGGCAAUGAAAGGAGCAGCAGCGAGUCUGAGGAGAGCGAAGAUGAUGGAGAAGAGGAUGCCAAUACUGAUUCAGAAGAUGACGAUGACGAUGAAAGUUUUGAAGACGAAAAGGACCUUAUCCAAAGAAAGAUCGAUCGUAUGAGCGAUGAAUCUAUCGCUCGACUGCUCGCCAAGCAAGAAGAGCUUGGUAUGGGAUCAGAUGAACUUUUGCUCUUCGAUGAUGACGACGAUGACGAUGACGACGACGCUUUUGAUGAUUACGAUACGCGUUAUGGCAAAUCCGCCAUGCAAUCAUCACGUCGCAACCAGCCAAAGUCAGGUCGUGGCAGAGAUUCCUUCCCUUCCGCAAGCUUGAUGGCCGAUGUCCUCGACCAAGAUCCUUACAAUGGUUUCGACAUUAUGGACUUUGACAGACCCAGCCUCCGAAAGAAGAAAAAGAAGGGUGCUACGGCCGACAUGUUGUUUGAGCUUUCCGAUGAGGAUUUGGCGGCCCAAUUACGGUCUACCUGGGAGACUGAUCGCAAGAAGAAGAGUUUGAGGAAGCAGGAGCGCGAAGAACUCCGUGCACAGGGACUGCUCGGCAAGAAGAACAAGUUCAAGCCUGACCUCAAGGCGAAGUACGAUGAAGGCAUGACCUUCAAUCAGAUUAAAGAAGAGAUAAGGACUUUCCUGAACUCUCCUAACCAGAGCCGUCCCUUCCCGCCCAUGGAUACGCGCGACCGUGCUAUUGUUCACCAGCUUGGAAACGCUUUCAACCUCAAGUCGAAGUCUGUAGGUGCAGGAAAGUCGCGUUUCACUACUCUCAUCAAGACAUCCCGCACCGUUGAAUACGAAGAGGCUAUAUUUGCCCAGGUCGCGUCCCGUUAUGAGCGACGUUUCGUGCCGCGUAUGGACAAGUCCGCUGCGAAGGGAAAACGGAACGCUGCAGGCGGUGGAGGUGGAGGAGGCCGUAACGCGGCUGUUUCUUACAGAGAUGGUGAUGUUGUUGGUGCCUCUGCUCCCGAGCUUGGAGUUGAAAACAAGGGACGUGCCAUGUUGGAGAAGAUGGGCUGGAGUUCAGGCACCGCGCUUGGUGCUCUCAACAACAAGGGAAUUCUGCAGCCAGUGACACACAUUGUGAAGACAACAAAGGCAGGUCUGGGCUAAUCAUAGUCUAUUGUUACCCGGCCGGAUACUGGGUAGAUAAAUGCUUGCUGUCUUCUUAUUUGUACUAAAGUUAAAAAGCAAAUGUUAUGCGUUGUUGCAUACAAC
Messenger RNA from Aplosporella prunicola CBS 121167, 2528 nucleotides. RefSeq lists its product as uncharacterized. NCBI's taxonomy places the organism in Eukaryota, Fungi, Ascomycota, Dothideomycetes, Botryosphaeriales, Aplosporellaceae. Gene Ontology annotation, molecular function: nucleic acid binding. The record is from RefSeq and is a predicted model, not a curated record. The transcript has 2 exons. Bases 27 to 2423 code for a protein of 798 amino acids.